AUGCUUUUCCCACCUACAGACUUUAACACCAGCAAUUUCCACAUGAGUACCAAAAAGGUGAAGCAAGAAAAUCUGCAGCUAGCCCGGGCAGCCCUGGCUGCUGCCCGCAGCCUUCCCCCGGGUGCUCAGCGCCGUGCUCGCAGUUCCAUACUGAAGUCCCGAAACAAGACAGUAUUUCAGGGGGUGGGAAAAGAAGUAAAAAAAGAGUCCAUUCCUUGUACCUGUCCCCUCGGACAAAAGCCCCAUCAGGGAGAAAAUGAAGAGGGCAGGGGCCGUGUAGCCAGGAGCACGAAGCCGCCCCCCGAGAGAGGCUCGGCCGGGCGGGAGUCGCCGGCUCGGGGGGCCGGGCUCGGGGAUGCCUUCGGCGGCAGCGCGGAGGUGCGGGGCGGCCGGCGCGCCGGUCUCCCGGUGCGGGCGGCGCUGGCCCCGGCCCUCCCCCGUCUGCGGCACCCUGGGACGGGGCUGACGUCAGGAGGAGACGGGGAAAUCUCCCAAGAAAACCCUGGAGCGGCGGCCGGGGCGCGCACAGCGCCCGCCGGGCCCGGCACCCCGCAGCGCCCGGUGAGUUCCCCACGCGCGUCCCCGGCCCGCCCCACGCGUGUCCCGAGUACAUCCCGCUCCCGGCCCGCCCCACGCGUGCAUCCCUCUCCCCGGCCCUCCCCACGCGUGCAUCCCGCUCCCGGCCCGCCCCACGCGUGCAUCCCGCUCCCGGCCUGCCCCACGCGUGUCCCGCCCGUCCCGCCCGCCCGGCCGCGUGUCCCGGCCCGCCCCACGCGUGCAUCCCGCUCCCUCCCGGGCCGCCCCGCGCCGCCAGUGCCGCGCCCGGAGCCGUCCUGCCCGGCUCCCGCGGAGCCGUCCUGCCCCCAGCCCCGCUCGCCUCCUCGGGGUCUCCGCGGGGCCGCGGGCGCGGCCGGGGGUGCGGAGCGCUGCGGGGCUGCGAGACAAAGCCGAGCCGGGCCGUGCGGAGCGCCCCUGCCCGCGGCCUCGCCUCCCGCCCCGCGCUCCGCGCUCCGCUCUCCGCGCAGUCCUUGA
Messenger RNA from Motacilla alba alba, 1032 nucleotides. Its product is annotated as atherin-like. NCBI's taxonomy places the organism in Eukaryota, Metazoa, Chordata, Aves, Passeriformes, Motacillidae. The transcript has 3 exons. The coding region runs from base 1 to 1032 and encodes 343 amino acids. The record is from RefSeq and is a predicted model, not a curated record.